AUGGCGGCCGGGUCGUCCUCCUGCUCUCCGAUCCUCCUGCUCCUACUCUUCCUCGCCUCGGCCGGCGCCGACACAGGCGAGGCUUCGUUGUCGACGUCGGCGCCGGCGCCGGCCCCUGCCCCGGCGCAGGAUCAGGACCACCACGCUCCUCGCCGUGGGCGCCGCCGCGCUCUGCUUCUACGCUACGGCGGCGCGGCGGCGGCGGACACCGUGGCUGACUCGUGCGACGCGAUCCGCGACUUCGUGGACGUGGCCUUCUGCGCGUCGCGGCUGGGGUCCGUGCCGGGCGCGGCCUCCGCGGACCGGCACGGCCACCUCCUGAUGGCGGCGGACGUGGCGGCCGCGAGCGGGACGCGCUGGAGGCGUGCGGCAUCCUGUACGGGGGCGAGGCGUGCGGCAUCCUGGGCGAGGGCGAGGCCGCGCGGGACGCUUUGGAGGCGUGCGGCAUCCUCUCAUGCGGCGGCUUGGGGUGCCGCGCGCGCGCUGCUGCCGCUCACGGGCCAGGCCGGGAUCGGGUGCGACGCCGCGCUCGCGGGCUCCGCGCCGGCCAAGGCCCGGAUGGCCGCCGCCAACCGUGAGUUCGACCAGCUCUCCACCAUGGCCACCGCGCUCCUCAACGAGCUCACCUAG
Miscanthus lutarioriparius is the source of this 630-nucleotide messenger RNA. NCBI's taxonomy places the organism in Eukaryota, Viridiplantae, Streptophyta, Magnoliopsida, Poales, Poaceae. The record is from the annotation of a GenBank genome assembly.